AUGGCUGUUGCCAUUGAUCCAGGUCAUGGGUUCAGGCCAUUUACUCGACCUCCUAGAUGCAAACUCCAGUCUUACACUCAGCUUGAUUACACGAUGCUCAACUUCAGUCAAUCCAAGCUUACAUACUCCUUGAAACAUGCAUUCGAGUUCACUAACAUCCACAAAAGCUUCUCCACCCCAUGCCUAUCUCAUUCCUCUAGAGUUGAGGAUGAAUCUGAUAUCAAUGCUAGGAUUGAAAUCAUUGGUGGUUGUGCCACACCAAGAGUAUGUACUAUGGUUGUUGAGGUUGCCAUAGCUAUGGCCUCUGGCAUCAAUCCCGAGCCAGUCUCUAGUGGGCUUGGUGGGGCCUAUUUUCUGCGCACUCGAAAUGGUGAUCCUAUAGCCGUUGCAAAGCCCAUAGACGAGGAACCUCUGGCAUUCAAUAAUCCGAAAGGCUUUGGUGGCCGUACGUUUGGUCAACCAGGAAUCAAACGCUCAAUUAAGAUAGGUGAAACUGGCCUGCGCGAAUCCGCUGCUUAUCUCCUUGACCAUGGUGGAUUUGCCGGUGUCCCUCCUACAGUAUUAGUCAAAUUUUCUCAUGUCAAAUUUAAUGUAAAUAGUUCAGAACCAGUUCUGGCCCCGCUUUAUAAGAUCGCAUCACUUCAACGUUUUGUAAAUCACGAUUCUGAUGCGGGAGAUUUGGGCCCUUCACGCUUCUCCGUCUCCUCUAUACACCAUAUAGGGAUACUAGAUGUUAGACUGAUGAAUCUUGACAGACAUGCUGGGAACAUUCUAGUGAAGCAGGGGCAAGAGAGUUAUGCCGCAGGAAAAGCUGAGCUAGUUCCCAUAGAUCAUGGAUUUUGCUUACCUGAAUCACUUGACGAUCCAUAUUUUGAGUGGUUGCAUUGGCCACAAGCCUCUAUACCCUUCUCGGAGUCUGAAGUUGAAUACAUAUCCAGUCUUGAUCCAUUUAAAGAUGCAGAGCUGCUAAGAGUUGAACUUCCAGCAAUUAGGGAGUCCUCCAUUCGGAUUCUUGUGCUUUGCACAAUCUUUUUGAAGCAAGCAACGGAUUAUGGGUUUUGCCUUGCUGAUAUAGGUGAAAUGAUGACUAGAGAGUUUGAAGGAGAAGAAGAGAAUUGGAGCGCAUUCGAGAAUAUCUGUAUAAAUGCCAGGGCUAGCUUGAACUGUGGAAGAAGUGAUGAUAUUGUCUGCAGUGAUCAUGAUGAAGACGAAAUUUGUGAGAUUUUCCAAUUUGAUGAAAAUGAAUAUGGCCCCAAUCAGGUUUUAGAUUUUCCUCAGAACUUACAGAAUUUUCCGACAAUAAGUGGUAAGCCACCAAAAAUUCCAAGAUAUUCAUCACUGAGUAUAUUAGAUGACUCGACGAUGUUUCCUUCGAAUGAAAAUGAGAAUUGUCAAGAUUUGAGUACCAGAUGGGAUGAUGAUGCAAUUGAGGAUGAGAAUUCCAAGGCAGGUCGCUUGAUGAGAAGUGUGAGUUUCCCCGCUCCAAAAUAUAGCCAUGAAGCUGAAGGAAUUUCUUUCGGGGAAAUGAAUGAUCAGGAAUGGGUAUUUUUCUUGGAUAGUUUUGAAAAACUUCUGCCAGAGGCUUUUAAGGGAAGAAAAUCCAUAGGAUUGCCAAAGCUAAGGUUGGGAUCCUCUUGUGAAUUCUGA
Molecule: messenger RNA, 1647 nt
Organism: Fraxinus pennsylvanica
Lineage: Eukaryota; Viridiplantae; Streptophyta; Magnoliopsida; Lamiales; Oleaceae
Source: the annotation of a GenBank genome assembly